UUGAGCUUGCGUGCAAACUCGUUCUCCGCCUUUCCGCGUGUCGUGCGCGUCUUUAGCAAUGUCGUCCGCUUCCACCACCACCACCACCCAGUCUUUUGUCGAGCGCGUCCAGGACUUUGUCUCGGAAAACAAACGUGCCAUCAUCGUGGGCACUGCUGCUGCUGCCAUUGCAGUCGGUGGUGUCGUUUACUAUGCCUCAUCUUCGAGAGCAAACAGUGACCUCGAGAAGGCAGAGAGGCGGCCAAAAGACAAGAAAAAGCCAAAAAAGCGGAAAUCAGCAAAGGACAACCAACCCAUUCUCGAGGAAAUCGUCCCCAGCAAGGUGGAAGAAGAGGAUGUAGUGCUCACGGCUGAGCAGAUUGCAGCUAUGCCUGACAAGGAACGGGCCGAGGCAGCUGCUUCGCUCAAAACCAAGGGUAAUAACCUGUACAAGCAACGCAAGUUUGCUGAAGCUGUCGAGUUGUACACGAGGGCCAUCCAGGUGGCUUCGAAAGCAGACCCAGUGUUCUAUAGUAACCGUGCAGCAUGUUACGUGAACAUGUCCCCACCGAAGCAUGAGCUUGUUGUGCACGACUGCGACGAAGCCCUCAAGCUUGACUCGAACUAUGUCAAAGCCUUGAAUCGUCGUGCAAUUGCACUUGAAGGACUCGAGCGGUAUGAAGAGUCUUUGCGUGAUUUCACUGCCGCUACCAUAUUGGAUAAAUUCCAGAACGAGACGGCAGCGCAGUCAGUUGAGCGAGUCUUGAAGAAAAUCUCGACGCACAAGGCAAACGAAAUCAUUUCUAGCCGUGAACCCAGAUUGCCCUCCUUCACCUUCAUUUCUGCUUAUUUCGCUGCUUUCCGACCACGAUCUUUACCCACUCUACCCGAAAACCCCACCACUGGUGAUAACACCUUGAUUUUGGCGCUCCAAGCCCUUGAAGCUGGAGAUUACUCUCAUUCUGUUGUGCUUGUUAACGAGGCUGUUGACCAGGGUAUCUCAUGGGGGGCUGGUGAGGCUGAAGCGCUCAACCUCCGCGGUACUUUCAAGUUCUUGAUGGGCGAUGUUCUGGGCGCAAAGGCAGAUUUGCUUCAGUCGAUUUCACUACUUCCGUCAUUUACUCAGAGUCUUGUCAAAGUUGCGAGUGUGCACAUGGAGCAAGGGGACAGGGAGAAGGCCUUUGAGUGCUUCGAGGAAGCCAUCAGGCAAGAUCCUAACGACGCUGAUGUGUACUACCACCGUGGGCAAGUGUUGUUCAUUACAAAUGAGUUCGAAAAGGCUGCAGAGAAUUAUCAACAGUCCAUGAAUUUGGACGAUACAUUCGUAUUCAGUCAUAUACAGCUGGCUGUUGCGCAAUAUAAGAUGGGCAAUGUCGCGAAUAGUAUGGCAACUUUCCGGAGAACUCUGACUGCGUUCCCCCAGCGCAGUGAACCUCCGAACUACUACGGUGAACUGCUACUUGAUCAACAACGGUUCCAGGAUGCGGUAGAGAAGUUCGAGCGAGCUAUCGAAAUCGAACGGGCAAAAGCACCUCCUAUGAACGUUCUAUCACUUGUUAACAAGGGUCUUGCGCUAUACCAAUGGAAACAGGACAUCGGUGCCGCUGAAAGGUGUUGUAACGAGGCUCUUCGCAUUGACCCCGAGUGUGAAGCCGCUGUUGCUACUAUCGCCCAGCUGAGCUUGCAGCAGAGCAACAUUGAACGUGCCAUCGAGAUGUUCGACAGGCAGGCCGAGUUGGCGAGAAGCGAGCCUGAGCUGAUCAACGCUCUCACUUACCGAUACGCAUCCGCUGCUCAGAUGGACUUUAUGAAGAACUACCCAGACAUGGCCAACCAGCUAAAUCAAAUGGCGCGGACAAUGCAGAUGUAGUGGAUAUAGUAGAGCAUUGGGCAUUAGAGCAUUGGACUAGCCUUAGCGACGUCAGCACUGUCAAAAAACACCUAUAAUUAAUCACAUAUAUUUCGUCUUAUCUCCUGAGCAAUAUCACUCCUCUCAUG
Messenger RNA from Serpula lacrymans var. lacrymans S7.9, 1977 nucleotides. RefSeq lists its product as uncharacterized. The transcript has 12 exons. NCBI's taxonomy places the organism in Eukaryota, Fungi, Basidiomycota, Agaricomycetes, Boletales, Serpulaceae. The record is from RefSeq and is a predicted model, not a curated record. Gene Ontology annotation, molecular function: protein binding. The coding region runs from base 59 to 1849 and encodes 596 amino acids.